AUGGCAUUGGUUACUUCAACACUUCAUCAUUGUUGUUCUCUCUUUCUUCUCCUUCUGCUUCUUCCUCUCGUUCCCACUGUUUUUACCUACACCAAAGAUGACUGUAACAUAUUGCUGAACUCACCGGCUUCAAUUACAGACCAAGAUAUUAAUCCAUUAUUCACGUGGAAUUCAGUUUGGUUUACUAAGACAAAGGACCAAACCAUAGUUUGGUCUGCAAAUGGCAAUGAUCCAGCACCACAAGGUUCUACACUGACGCAGAAUAGCAGCAGUGCAUUUGUUCUCAAUGACCCUAAUGGCAAUGAGUUAUGGAAGGCUCCAGGGAAUGGUUCCAAAUCCAGUUGUGCGGCUGUACUGGACAAUGGGAACUUGGUGAUCCUAGAUGAGCAGUAUAAUUCUAUAUGGGAAAGCUUCAAAGAGCCUACUGAUACGAUUUUGCCUGGCCAAAUACUGUCCAUGAAUACCACACUCAGGUCUCACCAAUCUAUUACAAAUUAUUCUUAUGGCCGCUUCCAGCUUUCUUUACAGCUUGAUGGCAAUCUGGUGCUUUAUUCUAUAAACAUGCCAUCUGAAGUUCUUAAUCAUGCUUAUUUUGCCACCAUGACAAUGUUCUGGGAAUCACAGUUGAUCUUUACUGAAGCCGGAUACAUGUAUGUCCAAGAUGCGAACAAAUCAACUAACAUUUUCAACCUUACUCAACAAGAUCCAGGCUCAAAAGACUCUUUCUACCACAUGGCUAGGAUUGAUUAUGAUGGGGUCUUCAGAAUAUACAAACACCUAAGACAGCAGGACACAAGUUGUGGAAGCUGUCCUUCAACAUGGGAGCCAGUGCAAGGCAUUCCUGGUAUUACUGAUAUUUGUGGUGUAUUUGAUGCUAAUAAUUUUGUAGGUGGGUUCUGUGGACUCAACGGUGUUUGUCGUACCUCAGAUGCUUCAAGUGGGGGCGGGACAUUUUGCUCAUGUCCUUAUGGAUUUUCUCAAUUGAACCCAUAUGAGGAUUGGGCAGGGUGUAAACCAGAUUUUCCAUUACCCAACUGCGACAAUGGAUGGGAAGAAAAUAAAGGGCAGGUAAGCUUUGUAAGGCUUACAAAUAUGGACUGGCCGUUUAUGGAUUACAGCCUUGUUCAAGGGGCUAAUGAGACAGGGUGUAAGCAGCAAUGCCUUGACGAUUGCAUGUGUGUUGUGGCCAUUUACGAAAAAACAGGUGGCUAUUGUUGGAAGAAGAAGUAUCCUCUGUCCAACGGAAGAUAUAGCACAAAUAUUACGAGAAUAGCUUUCAUCAAGGUACCUAAUAGCUUUGUUCCAGUGAAGAAAAGCCGGUCUGUGAUAGUUGUUUUGGCACUACUCCUUGGCAGCUCUGCAUUUCUCAAUAUCCUUUUCUUCAUAGCUACCAUUGUGGCUAUUAUCUACUUGCACCACAGAAAGCUGAAUUCGCCAUGGAAUAUUGAUAGCACACUUGCAACAAAUGUGAGAAGCUAUACAUAUAAAGAGCUCGAACAAGCAACCAGGGGCUUCAAGCAAAUAGUAGGAAAAGGUGCUUUCGAAACUGUUUAUAAAGCGGUCCUUCCAUCAGAUUCAAAAAGAUUUGUUGCAGUCAAGAAGUUAGGUAAGGUGAUAGAAGAAGGUGAGAAAGAAUUCAAAACAGAAGUGAGCGUGAUUGGUCAGACUCAUCAUAAAAAUUUAGUCCGGUUGCUUGGUUAUUGUGAUGAGGGGCAGCACCGGCUAUUGGUAUAUGAGUACAUGAGUAAUGGCUCUUUAGCUAACUUUCUCUUUGGGAUAUCCAGGCCUCAUUGGAACCAAAGAAUGCAGAUUGCUUUUGGAAUUGCAAGAGGUCUCAUGUACUUACAUGAAGAGUGCUGCACCCAAAUCAUCCAUUGUGACAUAAAACCUCAAAACAUACUUCUGGAUGAAUACUUUACACCAAGGAUUGCUGAUUUUGGAUUAGCAAAGCUUUUGUUGGCUGAGCAAACUCGAGCUGCUCGAACAGGAAUAAGAGGGACGAUUGGGUACUUUGCACCUGAAUGGUUUAGGAAAGCAUCCAUUUCCGUUAAGGUUGAUGUGUACAGUUUUGGUGUGAUGUUACUUGAGAUUAUUUGUUGCAAGUCUAGUAUUACAUUUGCGUUGCAAGCAGAGGAGGCAUUGAUAGAUUGGGCUUACGAAUGCUACAAAGAUAAAAAAUUAUAUAAGUUGAUAGAAAACGAUGAGGAAGCAAGUAAUGACAUGAAGAGGCUAGAGAGGCUUGUGAUUGUGGCUAUUUGGUGUAUUCAAGAAGAUCCUGCACUGAGACCCUCAAUGAAAAAGAUCACACAGAUGCUUGAGGGAGUUAUUGAAGUCUUUGUGCCCCCAAGUCCUUCAUUGUAUAAUCACUCUCCACCUUCAAAAAGUAGUUCCCUUGAGUUUUCAUUCUCCUCAGUUGAAAGGUAA
This is a messenger RNA of Quercus lobata, 2424 nucleotides long. RefSeq names its product G-type lectin S-receptor-like serine/threonine-protein kinase LECRK3. Gene Ontology annotation, molecular function: ATP binding; protein serine/threonine kinase activity. Gene Ontology annotation, biological process: protein phosphorylation. NCBI's taxonomy places the organism in Eukaryota, Viridiplantae, Streptophyta, Magnoliopsida, Fagales, Fagaceae. The record is from RefSeq and is a predicted model, not a curated record. Bases 1 to 2424 code for a protein of 807 amino acids. The transcript is spliced from 2 exons.